AUGAAUUGGCACCAGAGCACCACCAUUCAGUUGAGUGGACUGGUUUUCUCCCUCUUCGGUUGGGUCUUAUCAUGUGUUACAACUUACGUGCCUCUCUGGAAGAGCCUUAACUUGGAAUUAAAUGACCUUGAAAUCUGGAAUACGGGACUUUGGCAGACCUGCGUCACUCAAGACGAAAGCGUAAUGCAGUGCGAAAGUUAUGCUUCUCUGCUGGCCCUGCCUUUAGAGAUCACGGUUUCCAGGGUUCUAAUGGUUGCUUCAAAUGGACUGGGCUGUCUUGCAUUCUCUUUGGCCAUUUUGGGAUCGAACUGUCUGAAGACGAGACACACAAGACACAAAACACACUUUGGGAUCGCUGGCGGAAUUCUCUUCUGUGUUUCUGGAAUAGCAACUCUGGUCCCCAUCUCCUGGGUAGCCUACAAUACAGUGCAAGACUUUUGGGAUCAAACCAUACCAGACGUUGUCCCAAGAUGGGAAUUUGGUGAAGCGCUCUUCCUGGGCUGGUUCGCUGGUUUUUUCCUUCUACUAGGUGGCUGUCUUGUAAUCAGUGCUGCCUGUUUUCUAGAGACCAAGAAGUCAUCCAAGAAGUCAGCGAUCCACCAUAAAAUGGAGGUAGCCGCUCUGUCCAAUCGACAUCAGUAUACAGCACGCAAAAAUGCAGACCUCGUUAUCUGA
Python bivittatus (Burmese python) is the source of this 675-nucleotide messenger RNA. It is a transcript of the gene CLDN25, whose product is annotated as claudin 25. Gene Ontology annotation, molecular function: structural molecule activity. NCBI's taxonomy places the organism in Eukaryota, Metazoa, Chordata, Lepidosauria, Squamata, Pythonidae. The record is from RefSeq and is a predicted model, not a curated record. Gene Ontology annotation, cellular component: membrane; bicellular tight junction.